This is a messenger RNA of Acipenser ruthenus (sterlet), 1252 nucleotides long. Its product is annotated as group XIIB secretory phospholipase A2-like protein. NCBI's taxonomy places the organism in Eukaryota, Metazoa, Chordata, Actinopteri, Acipenseriformes, Acipenseridae. The transcript is spliced from 2 exons. The coding region runs from base 284 to 547 and encodes 87 amino acids. Gene Ontology annotation, biological process: triglyceride homeostasis; arachidonate secretion; cholesterol homeostasis. Gene Ontology annotation, molecular function: A2-type glycerophospholipase activity; calcium ion binding. Gene Ontology annotation, cellular component: extracellular region. The record is from RefSeq and is a predicted model, not a curated record.
CCCUGAAUAACUCCCAGGUCAGCACGUAUUCUACUGAACGGAUUCCUCCACCUCGUAUAGCCAUGAAGAUGCCUGUCCCUGUCCUCCUGCUCCUCUGCCUCUCUCUGGGACCCGUGUCCUCCCAGGGGGCAGAUCAAGCUACUUUCGCAGCGGCACAGACUGUAAAACCUGGAAUGUGUGACACUGCUAUGCAUUAGAAGUCUCAUUUCCAUUACUGCCUUUCUCAGCUGGUUUGACUUUCAAUGAUUUUGUUCCCCUCCAGCUUGGCCUGGGUAUCCCGGCUAUGACCAAGUGCUGUAACCAGCUGGACCACUGCUACGACACGUGCGGCACCAACAAGUACCGCUGCGACACCAAGUUCCGCUGGUGCCUCUACGGGAUCUGCUCCGACCUCAAGAAGAGCCUGGGCCUUGUGUCAAAGGUCGAAGCUUGUGAGUCGGUAGCAGACACCCUGUUUAACACGGUCUGGACGCUGGGCUGCAAACCAUUCAUGAACAGCCAGAGGGCAGCCUGUAUCUGUGACGAGGAGGAGAAAGAGGAACUGUAAAGCCAAGGACAGCCGUGCCAGUACCGGAGAGGCAUUCCUGCACUAUCAACACAGGCUAUAACAUGAAAUAAAACAGUACAAGAACAUUUGUAUUACAGCGCAUUUUAAUGUAAGACUAUGGAUUUUUCCGGAUUGUUGCGAUGCUGGGUCCCGUUAAGGAAUGCUGACCAGUUCCAGCCAACCAGACUUUCAAAUUCUUGGGCCUACAGACACUUAAUAAAAUAUACAAUGGACAUAUAGCUUUGUGACUCCUAAGGGGCAGACUAUGGUCUUUCGGAUCGGUAAGAAUAGGACACUGAUCCUAGGCUCAAUAACAAACGACACAAUGGCACUCCAGGGGUGCUAAGAGCCUGCUGGGCUGGUAAGCCACUUUAAUCAACUCCUUCAUAUGGCUUUCUUGUUGUUGUAGUCAGACCUGCUGGAUCAGACAGCAGGAAAGUAGUUUUUUUUCAUUUCAAUUUUUCUUUAUUUAUUUCAAUAUUUAAUUAAUCAAACAGGAAGAACAUAUCAAAACAAAAUAAUCCUCCUGGGGUUGAAGGUUAUGUCCUUUUAAUGGAUAAGGAGAAUGAGAUUCCCUCGGUUUUUUUCCACCACCUAAAAACAUACAGAUUAUACAAAAUGAUGUGUGACCUUUUAUAAAAAUAAAAAAAAAAUACAAAAAAAAAUAAAAAAAGAUCUGGUUUAUAUCAUUUAUAUCAUUGUAAU